Molecule: messenger RNA, 2956 nt
Organism: Equus caballus (horse)
Lineage: Eukaryota; Metazoa; Chordata; Mammalia; Perissodactyla; Equidae
Gene: GCH1
Product: GTP cyclohydrolase 1
Biological process (GO): tetrahydrobiopterin biosynthetic process; tetrahydrofolate biosynthetic process
Cellular component (GO): cytoplasm
Molecular function (GO): GTP binding; zinc ion binding; GTP cyclohydrolase I activity
Source: RefSeq, a predicted model, not a curated record
GCCGCGGCGCGUUCCAGCCCUGGCGGUCCCUGGCCGGGAGGGUCUCUGCCGAGUUGCCUGCAGUCGUCGGGUGGCUCCGGCUACAGCCUCUUGCCUGCGGCCGCCGACGAACUUCCUUGCAGCCCCUGAAGCGCCCCAGGUCCCUCCCGAGCGGCAGCGGCGGGCCGAUGGAGAAGGGCCCGGUGCGGGCGCCCGCCAAGCCGCGGGGCGCCAGGUGCAGCAAUGGGUUCCCCGAGGGGGAGCCGCGGCCCGGGCCGAGCGGGCCGGCCGAGAAGCCGCCGCGGCCGGAGACCAGGAGCGCCCAGCCGGCGGACGGCUGGAAGGGCGAGCGGCCCCGCAGCGAGGAGGACAACGAGCUGAACCUGCCCAACCUGGCGGCCGCCUACUCGUCCAUCCUGCGCUCGCUGGGCGAGGACCCCCAGCGGCAGGGGCUGCUCAAGACGCCCUGGAGGGCGGCCACGGCCAUGCAGUUCUUCACCAAGGGCUACCAGGAGACCAUCUCAGAUGUCCUAAAUGAUGCUGUAUUUGAUGAAGAUCAUGACGAGAUGGUAAUCGUAAAGGACAUAGAUAUGUUUUCCAUGUGUGAACAUCAUCUAGUUCCAUUUGUUGGAAAGGUCCAUAUCGGUUAUCUUCCUAACAAGCAAGUCCUUGGCCUCAGCAAACUUGCGAGGAUUGUAGAAAUCUACAGUAGAAGAUUACAAGUUCAAGAGCGCCUUACGAAACAGAUUGCUGUGGCAAUCACAGAAGCCUUGUGCCCUGCCGGAGUUGGGGUUGUGGUUGAAGCCACACACAUGUGCAUGGUAAUGCGAGGGGUACAGAAAAUGAACAGCAAAACUGUGACCAGCACAAUGUUGGGUGUGUUCCGGGAAGAUCCGAAGACCCGGGAGGAGUUUCUGACCCUCAUUAAAAGCUGAACGCCAGCGUGUGGUGUGCGGUCUGCAGAUUGUGCCUCUAGGAAGGUUGUUCGUCUGGUCUUCACUGUACAUUCCAUUUUCAGUUGUUACAGAUGCGAACUUUAUUCCUCAGCACUAAUUAUGUUUACUAAUUAUUUAUAGCAAGUCAAAUAAAAAUAAUUAAUAAAGGGGUGAGCCCCCUACUUUCUUCUUGCCACCUUUUAGUGGCAGCAUUCAAGCAAACUGCCAAUUGUAUAAGUUACAUGCACAAAACCACUGCCAUUCAGAGAACCUGAAGGUGCUGGGAAGGGAGAAGAAUUCGUGUGUUUUGUUCAAAUAGUACAGUAAUUUGGUUCAUAAGAACAGCAGUGUCGGGAACGGGUGAGAACUAUAACCAAUGUGCUGUUUUUCUCUCCCCAAACAAAAAUGGUAUAGUGCUUAAGAUAAUUUAUGGACAGUAUGCAGCUUUGUUCUGCAAAUUGAAAAUCAGGCUCCACUUUAAUCAUGUGGAUUAAACCACCAGUGACACUUUAUUUUUUAUAUAUUUAUUCUUUAACUAUCCAAUUGUAACGCGAGUCACCAAGAGAAGGUGGUGGAAUAUCUAUGUUUUUGGUUUUAUGGUGAGUCAAAAGGCACGUUUCUACCUUCCAGUCUCUUUUAAAUUUCAUCACAGGGAGUUAGCUCCUGGAGUUGUUUACGAGUGUAUUCUCAUGUCGACAUACGGGGAUUUAGACAUUUAACUCUCUGUGCCUUGAUGAGAAUAUCACACCAUUCAGAGUGUAGAUACUUUUGCCUUUUUUAAAAAAGCUGUUAUUUUAUAAGACUUAGUACCAACCCUGCAAAUACCCAGUCCUCCCAGUUUUACUUUUAGAAUUUUCUUGGGAGCUUACUUUGUGUAUCCCUUGUAGUUGCCUCAGAACUUUUUUUUGUCUUAUCGAAUAUUUUUCUACAUAUUUCCGGAAACUUUUCAGAGUGUCCAUCAUUUUCAGGUUUGCAGAACCAUAGCUUCCAUGAGCCCAGAAGAAUGCAGCACGAGCUGACUGUGGGCUGUUAGGAGCGACGUCCAGUGUCGAAGGAAAGCUGUAUUGCUGGUGUCUGUGAAAAUGUACCCUAAUUUUCUGGAAUUACCAGGAAUUAUUGGAAAAUACUGGAAGCCCCUUCCUGGUUUCCCUUGUGAUCCAAGUGGGUCUUGUCUUCAGUGUAUCUGUGCUAGUGGCGUAGAUCUUUUAGUCCAGGAAGUUGUUGCCUUAUUAACGAUUAUCUUAAAAUUUCCUCCACAGGGGCAGUGUGGGCCAAAUUAAAACAAACAAAACCCUCAACCCCCCCCCCCGCCCCCCGCCAAAACAUAAACACAGUUAUUCUGUGGGGAGUCCCUCAUCUGAAAUGUUACCAUAGUGCUCUUCAAAUUUAUCCCAGUACCUUAAGAAGAAUUAACUACAGUGUUUGCUUUAGCUUCGGGAGCUCUGUCUCUGCCACUGUGAUGCCGUUUGACUUACAGUGGGGCAAGAUGGCAGAAGGGCUUUCUUAAAAAAUUCUUCCCUACUUCUGUUUCCUUCAUUUUUCUGUAUUUGGAGUUUCUGAAGUACUGAGUUUCUGAAGUGGUAAUUGAUUUUGAGUUCCUUUUAAAGUGUGACCUGAUAUAACCAUCAUCCUGCUUAAUAUUUAGACAUCUAGAGGUAGAAUUGCGCACUCAACAUGUCUGGUAUUUUAAAGUAAAAACAGAUGUGACUUGGAGGACCAAAGAAAUCCAUAGCUAUGAAUUCGUCUUUCUCAGAUCGAUUGUAUGCCUUUGCAAUGACUCUUUGUUCUGGCCUUUCCCAGAAGUGUUCCCAUAAAGGUCUGUGUGUCCACUGGUCUGUGCAAAGUGAUUACCUUCUUGUUUUACUCUGCUCUGUAGUACUUCAAGAUUACUGUUUCGUAUCCAUGGUCUUGAGUCCUUUUUGGGGAUUUUAAAGAAUUUGAUGCAUUUAAAUACACUGUUCAAUGAAAUUGUUUGAAUUUUUUGUAUGUGUGUGUGUGUUACUAAAUUUAGUUCUAUUUAAAUUAUUAAAGUGUUACAACUU